Molecule: messenger RNA, 1296 nt
Organism: Pelmatolapia mariae (spotted tilapia)
Lineage: Eukaryota; Metazoa; Chordata; Actinopteri; Cichliformes; Cichlidae
Product: T-cell surface glycoprotein CD3 gamma chain-like
Exons: 7
Coding region: 73-576 (167 amino acids)
Biological process (GO): positive thymic T cell selection; cell surface receptor signaling pathway
Cellular component (GO): alpha-beta T cell receptor complex; external side of plasma membrane
Molecular function (GO): transmembrane signaling receptor activity
Source: RefSeq, a predicted model, not a curated record
CACUCUGACAGACAGAGACUGGAUGCUCGGCGGCUGAGACCCACUUCAUUUUGUGCAGAACUCACAGGAACAAUGAAGAAUCACUUUGCUUUGCCCUCCUGUUUGCUGCUGCUUUGGACCUUCACAGUGUUUGUCAGCUGUGAAAACACCGACAUAACAGUGAACGAGCUCGCUGAGGGAAUUAAAGUGAUUUGUCCUGAGAAUUACGAACCAAAAGAAACAACAUUGGAAAAAAGAGACAACAACACCAAGGAGUACACAUGCACAAAUUCUGAAAAAAAAGAAGUGAAAAUCUAUGUGAAGUUUCGCAGCUGUGACAACUGUGUAGAGCUUGACAUAAUGUCCAUAGUGGGCAUGGUCAUAGGAAAUGUGGUGGCCACCACUGUGAUUGGAGUGGGUGUCUAUCUCCUCGCCUCUCAGACUCGGACCGGCCCCGUCGUCUCUAACAGAAAGAGUAAAAGCUCCGACAGACAGCAUCUUGUUUCUGAAAGCAGAGGACCGUCCAAUGACCACUACCAGCCUCUGAGGAGAGCUGGCCAGAGAGAUACAUAUGACGAACUCGUCCACAGAAAAUAAACAGAAGGAUGCUCACUGGGUCCAUCGCUGGAAAUUGAAGGUCCAUGAGUCCUCGCAUCUGAAACAUCCGACAGCAGCCCCCGACAGAGGGAAAAACUGUUUCCAGGGUUUACGUUUAGCUUGGUUUAUGCCCAUUUCUAAUGUAAAGUCUAAUGUAAAGUCUCUUCCAGCUUUACUUUCAUCAUGCUUGUAAGAUAAUGCUUUUAAGACGCCAGAAAAUCGAGGCAGAAUAUUAACUGUAGUACUAUUUUUGUUUAAUAAUGAAAAACUAAGAUUAUCUUGGUACACAAAUGAAAAACUCAAGGACUAAAAUUGACUGCGUUGUCUUGCUAUCGCUAGUGGUGAAUACUUCUCUAAUACUUUUCUUUGGUACAAUUUUAAGGUAACUGCUAUAUUAUACUUCAGUCCUAAUGUAUAAAUAAGCUUUAUACUGUGCUUUUUAAUACCCUAUAUUGUAAUGGUGUCACCAUAACCAUGUACUGAUGAUAACUGUGACAUUUAAAAAAUAAAUAUUAACAUUGUGUAAGUAAUGCACAUAUGAUAAUAUAAAUGUAGUUUGAUUUUUAACUCAUUUGCAAAUAAAGAUCUCACACAUUCGAAAAUGUUAUAGAUAAAUUUGACUAUUGUUAUUACUUUUAUUAUUCCCGUGUUUUGAUACAUAUCCUUAUUAAUUCCUUCAAACUGUUAUUUUGAAAUGAAAAUCUGAAAAUGCCCCAGCAU